CUUCCCGUCUCGCACGCCGACACGCCGACGCACAUCUACCCAAGUGAGCUCUGUACCGUCACCAUGGAUGUCAAUGGUGACGAAGAGGGGUGGGCUCUUCGAGAACAUAUCAGGAAUAUUCUUUAUGAAUAUGCUGUCACUCAUCUAACGACCGACUAUAUUCAAUUUACUGAGGACGCUGUCUCCGAGUUACUUUCCCAAGCUCUCGCGGAGGUGCCACUGCAUGAUAAAGACGCGAUACGAUUGCCCACAGAUCCCUUCUUGAGCUUGAGGCUGCGGUAUCGGUUAGACGACCUCGAACCUUAUCAAGAGAAAAUUCAAGUUCUUCCUGAGGUGCUGCAGUAUCUGAAGAGCGUGAUGAAGAUCAACCCCGGACUAUCGAAGACUGAGAGUGUCUCAUACGAGUUCGGCGCCUAUGAUAAGGAGGACUCCGUAGUUCACGAACCCUUAUCUCCAAAGCUCAGUCGCAGGUCGAGACGAGCCACCCCGUAUUCUGGUUCGAGUGAAUCUUUCAAAUCGGUGCCCCAAAGUCACAGAACGUAUUUGAAGUCGCAGUCUAUCAAAGUUGUCCCGCUUGAAGCUUUCAACGACCCGAAUAUAUCACCAGCAGAAGUCCUGGAUCUCAAUUGUCGCCUCCAAACCGAAGAACAUCGGGCAGUAUCCGCCUUUCUCAAAUCUACUGCUGCUUUAUCUCGUCCAGGGCCGGAGUACAAGAACAAGUAUCUUGAUCCUUCCAUCCGGGAAGAUUCCCCUCCCCUUCGCGUUCGUGAAGAGGUCCCUGUCCCUAUGUUUCCUAGAUCAGCUAGAAUGGGUGCCGGUCGUUCAGCCAAUACUAAUUUCUUUCCGUCUGACCUCCAGAAGAUGUGUGAUCUUCCUGCAAAGCUGCCACCCGUAGUCGAAGCAGAAGACGAUGACGUGGAACUGUUCAAAGCCAACAUGGUCGUUGUAGAUGGAUGGCAAACGUAUAUCACUUCGUCUCCAUCGGCUUCAACGCCGUCAUCGAGCCAAGAAGAUAAAAUUGAUCAACUCUUCAACGUGUCGUCCCCCGAUACUGAAAUGUCACCCCUCAGGCUGAUUCGUAUGGAUGUGCCACCCAUACCGCGCAACAGAAGGAUCUAUGGCUCUAGAGAACAAGUCUCGCCCAUUGGAAAAGGCAAAUCAUUAGCGUCGUUUCUUCUGCCGUUUAUCUCGUUGACGGCAGCAGGAAGGGAGCCCGAAGAGCAACACUUGUCGCCGGAGCCUGCAUCGUCAAUGUCGGGUCAACCAGCCUCUCUCCUGGAUAGUGCUGUUCAAAGCAUGGACAUGUUGGAUGACGAGAUCGACCGGAUAUAUGAGAGCGUGAAUGUGGAAAAUCCUAAAGACGUCAUACUCAAUGAAACGCUCACCGAAGAGGCUAGCUUACUCAUGAAGGUUCCUGAUCUACUGCCGCCUAAUGAGCAUCUACCGGGUGCACUUUUCCUACCAAAGAAACUACUUGAAUAUGUCUGUCCACCGAAGAUGGCCAGGGCACACAACGAUCAGGCGAUAUCUACACACCAGUUUUUGAAAAAGGCCAAAGGAAUACAAUCUCUGGGCUUAGCUCUCCCUUGGACGCCAUUUACGAUCAAAGGAAGCCUUCCUACACAUAUGGAUAUUACCGGGUCGACAACGCUCAUCGAUGGUGACGACUUGAGGAACGCCCUUCCUAAAGAUCAUAUCAAAACUCAGGUGCAGUCUCUUCUGGACGCGGCGCUUAUGUUGGACUCUUCUCCUGUGGUAUCGGAUACAAAGCACUUCUUGCUCGAUGAAGAUAAUGGACCGCUUUCCGAGGAUGACUCAGAAAUCAUGUUGUCUCGAGUCGAGCGAAUUCGGCUUUCUGGGCUCAAAUCUGUCGAAGACAACGACGAAGACGAUAGUAACAGUGACAAGGAGAAUCAACCUUUAUCUCAAAGGCCUGCGAAGAGGGCAAGAAUCGACAACCACCACAACAUUGAUGAUUCAGGCAUCGCCGCCUUUUCUCACAAACACUUAUCUGUCGAAAAUUCUUCUCCAGCAAAUCCUCCUCCAAUUAUCCUUCCUAACGAUGACAUCUCAAAUCCAUUUCGCUUUUCUCAACCCCACGACAUGUUUGAUGUCGCUAUGACUAGCACUUCCUCGUAUCAGCUCGAACAAGGAGACCAUUUCUUUCAGCAGCAGCUAUUUGAUGAAGACGCCUAUCCGAUGUCGCAAUUCUCUACCGGUAUCAGGGAGGACUCUCAGUCUCAACAAGGGCCUUUCCAGCCCUUAUCCUUUGAAUCAAACGAGGCCUUGUCGCAACACAUUACCCGGAGAGAAACCUCUAUGGAGCCUCAUAGCGCGCCACCUCGGAUGAUUUGUCUUUAUGAACCUGAUAUUAUAGGCACGGACGCUAACGAAUAUACUGUCACUAAUAGUAUUGCGCCUGCUUUAUCUACCCAGCCUGCCCCUGACCUUCUUCCUCGUUCUCUUGCUGACUCUACUCCCAUUACAAACGAUGCCAUAUUCAUCCCCGAGAUUGCAACUCAUCCUCUUGGUAUAACCGACUUCCUUAAGCUACGCGCCAAAUGCACCAAUUCUACCGAGUUUCCAUCUGCAACUGCUCACCCUUGUGCCCCUGAUGUUCAAGUCGAAAGUGCCAUUCCCGAAGCACCUCGAACAGCACCUCCUGAAAUCUUUGACAAAAACACUCUACGUCUACCGACCCGCGGUGCUCCAUCCAGUGCACAUCUCUAUAUGGCAUCCAUGGGAACCCUGCAAAAGCAAGUUUUGAUCCGAACUCUUCGCUCGAACUUGUGUGCCGUUGGACUUGUGGAACGCGACCACCUUUCCAACGUCGACCUCAUCCUCGACCCUAACACUGCAAUCGUCUUCGCAAGUCUAAUCUCUCUAAGUUCUCAACGUGAAGCCGUUCUGUCGACAGUUUCUGAGCAGUCCUGGCGGUAUACGAACUUACUCGUCAUCUUCGAAGCGUACCCAAUGUCUGCUUCGUACAAAGCAUCUGCACCUGUGCCGUUGAAUGCGUACACACCUCCGAAUCUCAAGGCAAUAGGACGCUUUAGGCGUGACGUUGACCUUGCCGAAGCUUGUGACAAGAAGAGCCCCGCUUGUCGAGUUCGAAUGGCAUUCGCCGAUACCGUAGAAGAUGCCGCUAUGCUUGUGAGAUAUUUCGGUGAUGUUGCCGAGACCGAAGAUGUAUCACAGGGGAUGGUAUGGGGGGAUCGGAGCUGGCUCGAUGGCGAAGUACCAGAAGAAGAGGAAAGUUUGGCAGCUGUUUCUGGCAUGAACCGGUUUGCUGCAUAUGUCAUUCUGUGCCAAAUCACGGUAGAGCAGUUCUUGGACUUGUCGCCGCAGGAGAGAAUUGACAGGUUCGGGAUCUAUGUUGGUUACGAGCGAAUGGUAUCUGUGAACGCUUUUGUAGAGGCUCGAAGUCGUGUCAUCGAAUCCUCCGAUCUGGAUGAUUCGGACUUGGCUGAUGGUGUGUAUAUGAAUCAUUCUUAGGCUCUGUUUAAGUCUGGUGGUCUCUGUAGACAUUGUUGUUGGAAGGUCAGGCUGGGUUUAGUUUCGUUGUACGUAGUGCUUUAUGUUAAUCCUUCC
Molecule: messenger RNA, 3591 nt
Organism: Guyanagaster necrorhizus
Lineage: Eukaryota; Fungi; Basidiomycota; Agaricomycetes; Agaricales; Physalacriaceae
Exons: 11
Coding region: 64-3495 (1143 amino acids)
Source: RefSeq, a predicted model, not a curated record